UGUAUGUCUGGGCGCAUGCGUCGUCGCUUGGCCUGGGGGCGGAGUGGAGCUCCCCGGUCUUCAGAGCUGGAAGAGGUUUCUGAGCCGCUGAGUUCGUGCGUGUUCGUGAGGAAUGGUACCCUAUCAAAAUUGAGAAUUGACAGUUGGUCUGAGUCAGGACCCCAACUGGUACCCUGCUUCUGCUGGAUGCCCUUUCUAUUUCACCUCAUCCUUCCCUUCUGACCUCUUGCCCGAAGAGGACCAAGACCUGGCCCAGACAGGGAGCCUGAGGGAAUGGCCCCUGGACCCCAGAGACCCCCCUGGCAGGAGUCACUGACAUUCAAGGAUGUGGCUGUGGUCUUCACCCAGGAGGAGUGGUGCCUCUUGGACCAUUCUCGGAAAGAGCUGUACAAGGAGGUGAUGCUGGAAAACUCCCAGAACCUGCUCUCUCUGGGAAUUCCAGUUCUCAGAGAAGAUUUGAUCUCCCAUUUUGAGGAAAAGGAAGCAUCAUGGAUCCUGGAUCAAAUCGACCUGAGGAACUCCUGUCCAGAUGCACAGACAAGGGCUGAAGUGAAUGGGACUACUACAAAGCUAAGCUUUUCCAUGGAAGAAUUUCAUCAGCAAAGAUUCAUGAGUGAUAGUCCCUGUGACUUGAAUUUGAGAGAAAUCUGUGACUUGGAUAUCAAGAUAGAGAAAGAUCUAAACAAUCACUGUGAAUUUGAUAAAGAGAGAAAAGGUUUCGAACAAUAUUCGGUCCUAAUUAAGUGUAAGAAAAUGACCUCAGGAAAUGAGUGUUUCCAGUAUCGUGAAGAUAGGGAAUGCUUUACAGAAAAGGUGGGGCUUAUGCAAUCUUUUGGGAAGCAUCCUGAAAUGCAAAUGCAUCAAAGUAAUCAACGGGAAAUGCCUUUUAGCUUGAGUUCAGACAUCAUUAGACAUCAGAAAAGUUAUACUGGAAAAAUGGUUUAUAUAUUUAAUGAAGAUGGGAAGACCUUCAGCCAAAACUCAAAGCUCAUUGGCCAACAUAAAAUUCACACUGCAGGGAAACCUUAUGAAUGUAAUCAGUGUGGAAAGGCUUUCACAAAUAGGUCCAGUCUUGCUAUACAUGAGAGAAUCCACACUGGAGAGAAACCUUAUGAAUGUACUCAAUGUGGAAAGACUUUCAGAACAAGAUCCAGUCUUAGUGAACAUCAGAGAAUCCACACUGGAGAAAAACCUUACAAAUGCAGUCAAUGUGGAAAAACUUUCAGACAGAGUUCAAGUCUUUAUCUUCAUCAAAGAAUCCACACAGGAGAGAAAACUUAUGAAUGUAAUCAGUGUGGAAAGACUUUCACAAAAAGGUCCACUCUUGCUAACCAUCUGAGAAUCCACACUGGAGAGAAACCUUAUGAAUGUACUCAAUGUGGAAAGACUUUCAGAACGAGAUCGAGCCUUAGUGAACAUCAGAGAAUCCACACUGGAGAAAAACCUUAUAAAUGUAAUCAGUGUGGAAAGACUUUUAGACAGAGCUCCAGUCUUUAUCUUCAUCAAAGAAUCCACACUGGAGAAAAAAUUUAUGAAUGUAAUCAAUGUGGAAAAACUUUCACAAAAAGGUCCACUCUUGCUAUACAUCAGAGAAUCCAUUCUGGAGAGAAAAUUUAUGAUUGUAAUCAGUGUGGAAAGGCUUUCCCAGAUAGGGCCAAUCUUGCUAACCAUGUAAGAAUCCACACAGGAGAAAAACCUUAUGAAUGUAAUCAAUGUGGAAAGGCUUUCACACAGAACUCCAAUCUUGCUAACCAUCUGAGAAUCCACACUGGAGAGAAACCUUAUGAAUGUAAUCAGUGUGGAAAGGCUUUCACACAGAACUCCAGUCUUGCUGUGCAUCAGAGAAUCCACACUGGAGAGAAACCUUAUGAAUGUAGUCAGUGUGGAAAGACUUUCAGACAGAACUCCAGUCUUGCUGUACAUCAGAGAAGUCACACUGGAGAGAAACCUUAUGAAUGUAAUCAGUGUGGAAAGACUUUCAGACAGAGGGCCUCACUUGCUCAGCAUCAGAAAAUCCACACUGGAGAGAAAUUAUAGGAAUAUAGUCACUGUGGGAAGGCUUUCAAACAUAGUUCUAGUUUUCCUCUUCAUUAGGGAAUCCACACUGGAGAGAAACCUUAUGAGUAUAACCAAUGUGGCAAAGCCUUCAAGUAACGGUUAUCCCUAAUUUCCCAUUAGCAAAUUCCUGUAAGAUAGAAAUUUUGUCACCAUAAUGAAUGAGGAAAGAUACUCAAAUGGAGUAUAGAGCUUGUUCAGCAUCAGAAAAUUAAUUUUGGAAGGAUGCCCUAUAUGGACUAAAUGGGGGAAGUCUUACUUUACAUCAGAGCAUUCAUAGUGGAGAAAAAUAUGAAUUUGCUCAGUGGGGACAUGAUUUUCUCUAGAAGAAAAAGAUCACUAGACAUGAGAAUAUUUACACUGGAAAGAAGGCUUAUAAAAGCAAUGCCUUUUGCCAAUGUCAAGGCCUUUACAUAGAGCUCAUGCUUGAUUAUAAAUUGGAGAAAUACUGGAGAUAAAACUUAUGGAUCUAGAUAAUGAGGUGAGGCCUUUUGCUGUCAUACAGACUUUUUUAGACAUCCCAAAUUUCAUAGUGUUC
Trichosurus vulpecula (common brushtail) is the source of this 2593-nucleotide messenger RNA. Its product is annotated as zinc finger protein 883-like. NCBI's taxonomy places the organism in Eukaryota, Metazoa, Chordata, Mammalia, Diprotodontia, Phalangeridae. Gene Ontology annotation, biological process: regulation of DNA-templated transcription. Gene Ontology annotation, molecular function: DNA-binding transcription factor activity, RNA polymerase II-specific; RNA polymerase II cis-regulatory region sequence-specific DNA binding. Bases 274 to 2037 code for a protein of 587 amino acids. The record is from RefSeq and is a predicted model, not a curated record. The transcript is spliced from 6 exons.